AUGUUACGUUCUACUGUUUAUCAAACCUCAAUGGUACGCUUUGCUGCUUGUAGAUAUCCAAUUAUCGCUACUCGCAAUUACUCGAUUGUUGAUGCUGCAAAAGAUGUUUUAUCAAAAGCAAAUUCAAAAAUUGGAAAGAUGGCAGCAAAGGAUAUCGAAUAUGCUGAAAAAGCUGCACAUGGAGCAAAGGAGUCGGUUGAAAAGUUGAAUAAGAAAACUGGAGAAGUUCUUGCAGAAGGGAUUGAUUUGGCUCAAACUGCUAAACACCGCUCUGACGCUGUUUCUAAAGUACGUAAAAACAAAUUGGGAUAUGAUAAUUUGCAGGACAAAGGUACCAAAGUUGAAAGUGAACAAUGUAGACCUGAUGACGGCUUAUAA
Candida tropicalis MYA-3404 is the source of this 378-nucleotide messenger RNA. RefSeq lists its product as uncharacterized. The coding region runs from base 1 to 378 and encodes 125 amino acids. The transcript has a single exon. The record is from RefSeq and is a predicted model, not a curated record. NCBI's taxonomy places the organism in Eukaryota, Fungi, Ascomycota, Pichiomycetes, Serinales, Debaryomycetaceae.